AUGGCCUCCCCUUCCUCUUCCCACCGACAAGAACCGGCGCCGGCGCCGGAGGAGGCGACGAGGGACUGGGAGGAGCUGCCGCGGGACGCGCUGCUCACCGUGCUCCACAGGCUGGGCCACAUGGACAUCCUCAUGGGGGCCGCGCAGGUGUGCGGGCCCUGGGCGCGGGCGGCGCGGGAGGAGCCCGAUCUGUGGCGCCGCGUCGACCUGCGCCUCCACGGCCGCCGCCUCAUGUCCCCCCGCCGCGUCAACAGCAUGGCGCGGGAGGCCGUCAGGCGCGGCGCGGGGCAGUGCCAGGCCUUUUGGGCCGAGGGCGCGCUGUACCACAGCGUCAUCUCCCUCCUCGGCGAUACAUCGUAA
Molecule: messenger RNA, 360 nt
Organism: Lolium rigidum
Lineage: Eukaryota; Viridiplantae; Streptophyta; Magnoliopsida; Poales; Poaceae
Product: putative F-box/LRR-repeat protein 23
Exons: 1
Coding region: 1-360 (119 amino acids)
Molecular function (GO): protein binding
Source: RefSeq, a predicted model, not a curated record